Messenger RNA from Anthostomella pinea, 819 nucleotides. NCBI's taxonomy places the organism in Eukaryota, Fungi, Ascomycota, Sordariomycetes, Xylariales, Xylariaceae. The record is from the annotation of a GenBank genome assembly.
AUGGCAGACUAUUCGAAGAUUUUCUCGUCGAAGACGUUCAAAUUCGACGUUGGCCCGCAGAAGAAAGAGUUCGUCUUGCACGAAGCUGCUCUCUCGACUCUCUCAAAGCCCCUGGACCGCCUCCUCAACGGCUCUAUGAAGGAGGCAAAGGAGGGUUGUGUGGUCUGGGACGACCUCGACGAAAGCACUUUUCUUCGAUUCAUCAAAUGGGCCUAUUCUGGCGACUAUGGCACUCCAAGCCCUGACAUACUGCUCGACGCUUCCCAGAUUGCAACGCAGCACAGGGCCUCUGGGGCGACAACGAACACGACAGACAAUAACUGUGUUUCUCUCGGUUCUCUCGCACUCACCGAAGCAACCACUACAGAUACAUCGGGACCUUGCAAAAGAGAAUCGGGUAAGGCCUUCUUGGAGAACAAGCAGUACUCCCCCCCGACACCUACCUCUACGCCCAGAACGAACGCCGAGGCCUGCGAGGACUACAGCGGUAUCUUCCUGGCUCACGCUCGUCUCUAUGUUCUAGCCGACAAAUACGACAUACGAACCCUCCGGCAGCUUGCUCUGCACAAGCUGUGGGCGACUCUGAAGGACUUCACCCUCUACCCAGGUCGCGUGAGUGAUAUCGCAGCUCUUAUCAUGUACGCCUUCCAGGCAUUCUCCGCCUCAGCUGUCGACGACGUCAUGUGCGGCAUGCUCGCCGACUACGCAGCUUGCAUCUUCGAGGAGUUGGUCGAAUGCAAGGAGUGGAAGGACAUGAUCGUCGAGCUUCCGGUCUUUGUUGGAUGUAUGUUGACGAAGCUUGCGAAGAGACUUGAUUGA